Messenger RNA from Eremothecium sinecaudum, 507 nucleotides. RefSeq names its product Fmc1p (gene FMC1). Gene Ontology annotation, biological process: mitochondrial proton-transporting ATP synthase complex assembly. Gene Ontology annotation, cellular component: mitochondrial matrix. The coding region runs from base 1 to 507 and encodes 168 amino acids. The record is from RefSeq and is a predicted model, not a curated record. NCBI's taxonomy places the organism in Eukaryota, Fungi, Ascomycota, Saccharomycetes, Saccharomycetales, Saccharomycetaceae. The transcript has a single exon.
AUGUCAGCUAUUGGUUCCGAGUUGGUGUCGAGCUACAAGCAGCUGUUAAAGGCGUUGGUACGUUCUGGCAAACGGACGCGAGUGCUGCAGGCGAAUGAAGACAUUAAGAAGAAAAUAGCCUUGGUAACAUAUGAAAAGAUACAGCUUGCUAGAGAACAGGCUCAAGUAAAGGGCUCCAAUGAGAAUAUUAAUUUAACUACUCGUAUGAUGAAGUUGAAUAAGGAAUUAGAACAGCUAAAGAAUAGUGAUCCUUCUAAGUCCAAAAAGUUCCUGUUUUACCCUCGAGCACGUGAGUUUAGAGAAACAUUACUGGAGCAGCAUGCUAGCGGAGAGACGCUACAAAGAAGAUCUCAGCAUAUGAAGGAUAUUGCAGCCUUUUUAGUUAACCAAAUGGAGUAUGAUGAACUGGUCGAACGUUACAAUCCCGGAAUGAAGAUGUCACAGGAAGAAAAAGUGAAGCGUACGGCGGCAAGGGUUGGGCUGCAAGUCCCAAAAGCUGAACAGUAA